AUGUUUGUUCGUGAUGGUAAUGCUCUUAAUGAACUCGAUGAUAAACGUAUUAAGCAAAUUAAGCCCCUUAUACCGCCUCAAAUUUUAAUGGAGGACUUGCCUUUGACCUUGAAGGCAGCUCAAACUGUAAUACUUGGCCGCUCAAAUGCAGAGGCAAUAAUAAAGGGUUUGGAUGACAGAUUACUAGUCAUCGUUGGUCCUUGUUCUGUCCACGACGUCCGAGCCGCGCUUGAAUAUGCUGAAAAGUUAAAAGCUUAUGCCAUUGAAGCAUCUAACGAACUUUUGAUAAUUAUGCGUGUUUAUUUUGAAAAGCCAAGGACGACAGUGGGUUGGAAAGGAUUGAUUAAUGAUCCUUUUCUAAAUAACAGUUUCCAAAUCAAUAAAGGAUUGCGUAUUUCACGUAAACUCUUGAUGGAUAUUAAUGAAUUAGGUGUUCCAUGUGGCAGUGAAUUCCUUGAUACUAUUACUCCCCAGUACAUUGCCGAUUUAGUUUCUUGGGGUGCUAUCGGUGCCAGGACAACUGAAUCGCAAGUUCACCGUGAACUAGCUUCAGGUUUAUCAGUUCCUGUUGGGUUUAAGAAUGGUACCGAUGGAAAUAUUGGUAUUGCUAUUGAUGCCAUUAAGUCAGCAAGUACCAAACAUCAUUUCCUUUCUGUCACUAAACAAGGUUUGAGUGCUAUUGUGGCUACAGAAGGUAAUGAUUGUUGCCACAUCAUUCUGAGGGGUGGUGCUAAAGGUCCAAAUUAUGCAGCCGAACAUGUUCUAGAUUCUGCAAAAAGGUUAGAGAGCGCAAAAUUAGCUCCUCGUAUUAUGAUUGAUUGUAGUCAUGGAAAUAGCCAAAAAGUUUUUAGUCGGCAAAUUGAUGUUAUCAAUGAUAUUGCGGAGCAACUUAAGUCGCAAUCUGGCAAUUACAUCACGGGUAUUAUGCUAGAAAGUCAUUUAAAAGAAGGUCGUCAAGAUCUUCCGAUGGAAGGUCCAUCGGGACUUGUUUAUGGUCAAUCAAUUACGGACGCGUGUAUUAGUUGGGAAGCUACAGUCAAAGCAUUGGACGUUUUACGAGAAGGUGUUAGAGCUCGACGUGAUAUUUCUUUGCAAAAUGGCAAAAGGUCCCCUACAUCUUUCAAUGAAUAA
Racocetra persica is the source of this 1131-nucleotide messenger RNA. The record is from the annotation of a GenBank genome assembly. Lineage: Eukaryota; Fungi; Glomeromycota; Glomeromycetes; Diversisporales; Gigasporaceae.